Molecule: messenger RNA, 150 nt
Organism: Funneliformis caledonium
Lineage: Eukaryota; Fungi; Glomeromycota; Glomeromycetes; Glomerales; Glomeraceae
Source: the annotation of a GenBank genome assembly
AUGAUUAAUUCAGAUUUAAAUGGAAAUAAUUCAGCAGCUGAUGAUCCUGAAGAUGAUGCUCAAGCUUCUGGUUCUAAAAUAACACUACCUAUUAGAUCUACUGAUAUUUUUGCCUCACUCAAAUACUCAUCUAGUAUGGAUUCAGUCUAA